AUGAAUGUUGGGUUUGCUGAAUUAUUUGGGUACAAUUUUCAAAUUUAUUUAGCAUCCUUAGGAUGCUAAACCUUGUUAAUUUAUGCAUCAAAUUCACAUUUCUGUGGUUUCCUCUUUACAACUAAAAAACUCCAAAACUAAGUUCUACAAUUCAUUCAAUAAUUUUUUGGUUUUUAUCAUAGCUCAGCACCAAUAUUCCCUUCAGGAUUUCAAACCUUAGUAAACUCCAAGUAUUUGAAUGUCUAUUUUUACAAUCUCCAAAUCUUUGA
Paramecium primaurelia is the source of this 269-nucleotide messenger RNA. Lineage: Eukaryota; Ciliophora; Oligohymenophorea; Peniculida; Parameciidae. The record is from the annotation of a GenBank genome assembly.